Lottia gigantea (owl limpet) is the source of this 1278-nucleotide messenger RNA. RefSeq lists its product as hypothetical. The annotation marks the transcript as partial. NCBI's taxonomy places the organism in Eukaryota, Metazoa, Mollusca, Gastropoda, Lottiidae. The transcript has 9 exons. The record is from RefSeq and is a predicted model, not a curated record.
AUGAAUUUGUACGUAAUGCUGAUGACGGUGUUGAUCGCCUACCUUAAUUGUUUAUUACAUGUACGAUCACAAACUCAUAGAAUAGUGGUGGUGAUAGAUAACACUAUUUUAGAAUAUAAUAAAAAUAUAGAGAAGAUACUAUCUAAUAGUGAUAGUUUGGUGGACCAGGGAGUCAAUCUGGCUCAAACAGAGUUCAAGAUCAUCAUAGCUGACAAAAACGACUCUCUAGUCACACUUGAUAAUGUUUGUGCUGAGAUGAAGAAGGGGGCAGUGGCUCUAAUUGAUAUGUCCAUACCUUCCAGCGCAGUUUUACUCAGAUCCUAUGCAAGUUCCCUGGGUAUAGCCUAUAUUUCCGUAGUGGACAAGUCCUACUUCCGGUACGGAUCUGGAGACUCGACCAUCCACUAUCAAAUCGAGCCCACAGCCGUAGAGAUAUUACAGAUAGUGGCGGAUAUUGUUAAUUUUGAUGAUCUGAAUAAUGUGGCUAUCGUCUACGAUGAAACAUUUGACAUCCAGAAUACUCCAAGAAGGAUACUGACCAAUGUUCCCGCCCAGCAUCUCUAUGUCAGAAUGAGCAGCGAUCCUACAGAAACCAAACGACAAGUUGAAAUGUUAAAAAGAAUUGAAAUUAAGAAUAUAUUUAUUAUUGGUAACAGUAGGAAAGCACCAGACUUUCUCGAAGUUGCAAAUGUUAUUAGUGACGAGUUUGAUGUCAACUGGUUUUUCCUAACUAAGGAUUCCAAGCUAACCUGUUUGAAAUGUGACAUGGAAGUACGAGUAACCAUGAUAACAGCGUCUCCACAGAACUCUGUUAAAAAACAGUAUGAUAAUUUCAUGCAGGAUAUUCUAAAUGGUGGAAUCUUUGGUCGGGAUUCCUUCAAGAUUGACGAAGCUUUGGUAUAUGAUCUGAUGAGAAUGAUAAAAAGGGGGAUAACCAAUGUAACUGAUAUCCAGCCGAUAGUUUAUAAUGAGUGUUUGAAUACCACAACUAAUGAGACCUACCUACAACAGAGUCAACAACUUGUUACAGCUUUAAAGAAUAUUGGUUUAGAAGGUGUUUAUGGACCAUUGGUGGAAGAAAAUGAUAUUACAAGAUAUAAAUUUACUUUGCUUAUUAAUCAAUUAACCUUUAAAUCUGGUAAUAACAUCAAUAAUAGAGAGGUUGGUAAUUGGACUGAAGCUGGCGAGGACGGUAGAAGAUUGGUGUUAAAACCUGGUAUUACUUCUCUAACAAAAUCCAACAAGAAAAAAUUAUACCGAGUUGUUACUGUAGCAAAC